Cariama cristata (Red-legged seriema) is the source of this 1071-nucleotide messenger RNA. Its product is annotated as kinesin-like protein KIF9. The record is from RefSeq and is a predicted model, not a curated record. NCBI's taxonomy places the organism in Eukaryota, Metazoa, Chordata, Aves, Cariamiformes, Cariamidae. The annotation marks the transcript as partial. The transcript is spliced from 7 exons.
GCAGGUGUGGUUGAUGUGGAUGGCCAUUUGGUGCGGGAAGAGGAUGGACAGGCUUUUGGGACUAGACCUGUUUCUUUUUCAUCCAGACGUGGUGGGAAGAAGAAAUCCAGGAAAAUCUAUGAGCAGCCCAAGAAGGAAGGAAUUGGGAGCUGUCUUUCUGGGAGAGAUCUGGAUGGUUUUUUACCAUCAAAAAGUCAGGUAAUAAUUUCCACCAAGGAUCUGGAUGUGAAAGAGGGAGCAAGGAACCAGGAUACAGCAAAUACUGAGGCAGAGCUCUCAAAGCCAUGUCCCGUGGAGGAUUCCCAGCAGCCCAGCACCCCUCCAUCCAAGCCAGUGGCAUUUGAGCAGUUUAAGGAGGAGUGUGGAAGUGAGAUCAGCCGGAUCUUUAAAGAGAACAAAAGCAUCCUCCUUGCCAGGAAGAAGAGAAGCAAUACAGUAGUGCAGAGGAUCGACGUCAUCAAGCGUGAGAUGGAGGGCAUCACAAAGGCUCUGGAGGCUCAGAAACAGGAGCGGUCGCAGCAGGGAGAGUAUGGUGAUGAGAAAGGACAGAUCAUAAUUGAUGAGAAGGAGUUUUUACUCAUCAUGAAGCUGAAAGACCUGAAGGAAGAGUACAGGUCUGGUUAUGCUGAACUGCAGGACCUGAAGGCAGAAAUCCAGUACUGCCAGCAUCUGGUGGACCAGUGCCGGAACAAACUCAUCUCAGAGUUUGAGAUCUGGUACAGUGAGUCCUUCCUUAUCCCUAAGGAUGUGCGGGAAGCUGUGAAGCCCGGUGGCAACAUCAGACCUGGAAUGAUUCCCAUAAACAGAGUCAUGUGCCUGGAGGAAGAUGAGCAGGACAGGUUUGAGCGGAUGCAGGAGACGACGCUGCCAGCCUGCCCGGCUUCGGUCUCAUUCUGCAAGGCGAAAAUGAAGACUGAUCAAAAGCACGCGUACACCAGAACCAUGUCGUCCCUCGAGCAAACGCGCAAGAAACCCGGGCUCAUCACAGCUGCGGGGAAGAAUAAACCCCUGUCGUUUCUGCACGUUGUGUAGCAGAUCUGGGCUCAGCCUGCAACCCAGCAUUCAACACAA